CCACGCGUCUAGACCAGAUAAUAUAAUCAAUGUAAUAUAUAUACAUUUAUUUCGGCAGAGAAAAUUAGGCGGUGGUAGCUUUGAAGUUACUAUAAAUGAAUCUCACCACUUCUCCGUUCUUAAAAGAUAAAAGCAACGAUGAAUGGUAAGGAAUCUGUUACAUUCUUCUUCUUCCUCGCUCUUCUCAUCCUUCCCUUCGUGCUUCUCCCUGCCACAGCUGCUCCUGGAAGAGUAGGAGGCAUGGGAGUAUACUGUGGGAGUAGAUGUAGAGGAAGGUGUUCAAAGGCAGGGUUUCGAGACAGAUGUAUCAAGUAUUGUGGCAUUUGUUGCAGACAGUGUAAGUGUGUUCCUUCUGGCACCUUUGGCAACAAGCAUCAGUGCCCUUGCUAUCGAGACAUGCUUAGCUCCAAGGGCAAACCCAAGUGCCCUUAAUUAAGAACUUGUACGAAUAAUGCGAAUAAAAUGCGUUUUACAUGCAUGCGCUUGUCUUAAAGUUGGUUAGGUCUAUGAGUGCUUCUUAUAGUUUCCUUUCUCAUAUAUAUUAAGCUUUAAAGUCUCUC
Messenger RNA from Brassica napus (rape), 560 nucleotides. Its product is annotated as peamaclein-like. The transcript is spliced from 3 exons. The record is from RefSeq and is a predicted model, not a curated record. NCBI's taxonomy places the organism in Eukaryota, Viridiplantae, Streptophyta, Magnoliopsida, Brassicales, Brassicaceae. The coding region runs from base 139 to 432 and encodes 97 amino acids.